Molecule: messenger RNA, 1354 nt
Organism: Amoebophrya sp. A25
Lineage: Eukaryota; Dinophyceae; Syndiniales; Amoebophryaceae
Source: the annotation of a GenBank genome assembly
UUGUGUACUUCUAGUUCGAAAUAUUGUUUAUGCUAACAAAGUGCAUUUUCAUGUAGAUGCAGGUUGGUAAUUUACAAUAAGCAAGUGCAAGAGAUCAUGGAUUUGUACGUUUUGUAGAAAUUUUGUUUACCUCACGUGCAACCACUUCAACAUCACACGGCUCGUCCGUGCGAUCGAAGCGUCCACAGCAAGAUGCCGACAAGCAAACUAAAGCUUCAUGCGGAUGAGUCCUUCUUCAAUCUGGGAUCUCAGAGCAAUGCUUCCGCAGCAGCUUCGCUUACGCCUAGCGUGACCGACUCUAAGCCAGCGGCUAAGAAAAAAAUGGGUCGACCGCCUAAAACGCUCCUAUCACAGCUGAAGGCUAACACAGAUUCGGAAUUGCUUACUAGCAAGAAUUGGAGCGAACUUGGCAUCGAACUAACGGGAAACGAACAAGACAAGGCCGGUUCUUCUAGCUCAUCUUCAUCUAGUUCGUCGACAUCAUCAAGAGGAAGCAAGCUUUUCGCGCCUACUUCUACGUCAGCAUCCUCUUCAGUGGGAUUUGUGGACGGAAAUGGAGACGUCAAAACAAAGUGGAGUGAACUAGCUGAAGUACAAAAAGCGUUGAGUCGUCUCGACAAUAGGUUCUACCACGCAGACAUCGACGACAAAGAAGCACAAGCUGAAGCAUUAAACGAGGCAAGUCAGCUUCUUACUGAAGCUCAGGAUCGCGUCUGUUCUACUUCGGGAGCCGAGCUUUGUGGGCAGGCAGCAAAAGACGUGAAGAAUUUUACAAAAGCUCUUUCCAGUAAUUCUGCUACAACUACUACUACCACUAGUAGCACUAGUAGUGUCCAGCCUCAAAACGAUGUUCCUCCGAAUGCUACUUGUAAUAGUAGCAUCAGUAGUAUUACAGCUGUUCAUAAAAAAAAAAUUGGGCGUCCAAGAAAAUCAGCUACUCAACUUGUUGCAGCUCCUGCUCAAACGAAAGCUGCCGCCAAGAAAGCAGCUAAGAUAGCAGCACGGAAAAAGAAAGUUGUACAAGCCGAAGACGACGAAAUAGAGCAUGUAGAUGAGUGUGCAGAUGAUAAAGAACUCGAGCCAGCACCUAAAAAAAGAAGAGGUAGACCGCCCAAAGAAGCACCCAUUGCAGCUCCUGCUCGUGCUGGCGAUGGAGGUAAAGGCGUCAAGAGAAAGACAAAGAGACAUCUAGAACUUGAAGAAGCUGAUGCUACUUCGGAGGAAAGUAGUGAAGAAGAAGACUGGGACGAGAAGAAAAACGCAAGCAAGUAUGAUGACAGCGAUGACGACGCUCGUGUGACAAUCGAAAAAUAUCGCACCUGCAUGAACCCUAUGGACGCUCUUCACAUCGAUC